Molecule: messenger RNA, 1827 nt
Organism: Amorphotheca resinae ATCC 22711
Lineage: Eukaryota; Fungi; Ascomycota; Leotiomycetes; Helotiales; Amorphothecaceae
Exons: 4
Coding region: 1-1827 (608 amino acids)
Molecular function (GO): FAD binding
Source: RefSeq, a predicted model, not a curated record
AUGAAUGGAUUCAAAGUUACGGGAGACGAGGAGGUGGUGCUCCCAGAGGAUACCGUACUGAUCGCUGGAGCGGGACCGGUAGGAUUAUUGCUUGCAACAGUACUGUCCCACUACGGUGUCAAGUCGGUAUUACUGGAGAGAAACAUGACCACGACAAGGUGGCCAAAGAUGGACCUCACCAACGCGCGCAGCAUGGAGCAGUUUCGGCGAUUAGGCCUCGCAGAUAGUGUUCCCAGUAACAUUGCAGCACCGGUGUUAAUAUCAUCGGGCCUCCACCAGCCGAAAGCCAUCACGGCCUGGAACCACCCGAGCGUCGACGAGUACCGGGAGAAAAUCAAACGCCAUAAUGAUGGAACGAUGCCACUCGAGCCAUGGCAGCGGAUAUCACAGGCCACUUUUGAAGCUUGGAUAAAGGAAAGGUGCGACGCUGACCCUCUGAUCGACCCGUUGUUCGGAUGGAAGGUGGAGUCAAUUGAGGAGACGCAAGAUCGAGUGCGGACGUAUGCAACGGAAGUUGCGACGGGGAGAAAACGAGUCUAUAUCUCAAAAUAUGUUAUUGGAUGUGACGGGGCGUCGAGUAAGGUCCGGAGAAGCCUGGAGAUCCCAAUAGAAGGUGGGCCUACCCCCGGAUACGUGCUUCUGGUGCACUUCAAAUCCACUGAUCUGGCUCGCUUACACGCGCAAGGCCAGUUCUGGCAUAUCUUCUUCACCGCAGCAGAGAACGGGCUUGGCGGCGCUAUCAUUGCUCAAAACGAAGUAGACACAUGGACAACCCAUCUCGCGAUGCCUCUGGAUGCCGACCACACAACUAUAGACUCUGCCGAAGCAGUCGCCAGGGUUCUCGGGGGGAUGGGCAGCCCAUACCCAGUCCACAUAGACGAGAUUCUCGUCCGGUCUACCUUCCGCCCCUACCUCGCCAUAGCGCGUAAAUACGGCAGUGCUUCUGGCCGCAUCUUCCUUGCCGGCGAUGCCUGCCACCAGAACAUCCCCACUGGUGGAUAUGGAAUGAACAUGGGUCUCGGCGACGCGUUCGACUUAGGCUGGAAGCUCGCCGCCACGAUCAACGGCUUUGGGGGGCCUGGACUGCUCGACUCCUACGAGCAAGAGCGCCGUCCUGUGGCGGUCAAGCUCGUCGAGCGAUCCGGUGUCCAUAUGAAGGUGCACACGGCCAAUGCGGAACUUCUGCAGCCAAAUCCGGCCGCGGUGGAUCAUGACACAGAGGAGGGCCGGGCUCUCCGCCAGCGCAUUCAUGACCACUACCAGGCGAACGAUGGCGAGAAUAGAGACAUCGGCGCCGAGAUGGGCUAUCGCUAUGAGUCUGUCAUCAUAAAUCCCGAGCAGCAGGGCAAAGAGCCCGAGUGGACGCCCUCGCGGUACAUACCAACCACCUGGCCUGGCGGGCGCGCCCCGCAUGUUUUCCUCAAUGAUGGCUCGGCCAUCUUCGAUCACUACGGCAGUGGAUACACACUCGUGGAAUUCUCAGAUGGCCGUGCAGAUCUCGGUGCGAGCUUUAUCGUCACGGAGGCUCAGGCGCUCAAAGUCCCGCUGAAGCAUCUGAAGCUCGUGAAUGAGGAUCAUGCGCGGAAGAUCUGGGAGAGACCGCUGGUCCUGGUGCGGCCAGAUGGCCAUGUAUCGUGGAGAGGUGAGAAUAUAGACCAGGCGACGGCGAGAAGGGUAGUUGAGGUUGCGACAGGGCAUCGCAAGGCUGGCGGGGAUGUCGUCCAAGGGAGCGGCGGCCUUCCAAAUGGUGGAUUCUCGGCGACGAUUGGCACUACGGUGCAGGAGAAAGAGUUUGAGCUUGCCCGGAUGGGAGACUUUCAGAGAUAG